AUGCUGAACACUUUGCAGCGUCAUGAGCGCCGAGCAGUUAGCCAUCAUUCGCGUUCACCAACUUCACCGGAAGCAAGUGAGGACGAAUCGGACUCAGACAAACUUAUCUGGUGCUUCUGUCGAGAUGGAUUUUUGCAGAAAGCGCAUGGUUCAAUGGUUGCAUGUGACGAUUCUGAAUGUUGUUUCGAAUGGUUUCAUUAUACAUGUGUUGGUAUUACGGAAAAACCGAAAGGAAAAUGGUAUUGCCCUGGCUGCUUACCGAAACAUCUUGUGUACGAUGGACGGGGGUUUAGUAGAGUGUGA
Gongylonema pulchrum is the source of this 303-nucleotide messenger RNA. The record is from the annotation of a GenBank genome assembly. NCBI's taxonomy places the organism in Eukaryota, Metazoa, Nematoda, Chromadorea, Rhabditida, Gongylonematidae.